UCGGCGCGCGUGCGCAGAAGGGGGGGGGAGACACACGGUCUUUCUGUAGGGACGGUGACCGGGGAUCCCCUCAGCCCCGGCCGUCAUGUUCCGCUACCGUUUCGCCGCGCGAGCGGCUCAGGGUCUCGGGCGAAGGUCGUGUUUUGUGGCGGGGCCAGGCCUCUUUCAGCGAUGGAAGAUUCCGUCAGAAAGACAGCCCUGCAGGCAAAUGUCGACCUCUAAUUUUUCAUGGCAGCAGAACAAAACACUCUAUACCUCCGUGGCGUUGGGCAUCUUCGCAAUUGGAAACGCGUUCUAUGCCUACGUGAUUUUGAGGAGGGCUCGACAGCGAGAUGUAGACCGUGCGGAGAGGCUCGCACGCAUGGAGCGCCAGAUGAAAUCCCUUAGAGAAGGAGAUUCUUCCUCCGAGGACGCUAAAGCCGUACCGGCAGGCCCUCGUCCGGAAGUCCCGCCCCAUGUUCCUUUCCUGCUGAUUGGGGGAGGCACCGCCGCGUUUGCUGCUGCCAGAUCCAUCCGGGCUCGAGAUCCUGGGGCUCAGGUGCUAAUAGUGUCCGAAGACCCUGAGCUGCCCUACAUGCGCCCUCCUCUGUCCAAGGAGCUUUGGUUUUCUGAAGACGCGGAUGUGACGGAAACUUUGCGGUUCAAGCAAUGGAACGGCAAGGAGCGGAGCGUGUACUUCCAGCCACCCUCUUUCUACAUAUCCCCUCGCGACCUGAUGUUUGUAGAGAAUGGUGGAAUAGCCGUCCUCAGUGGAAGGAAGGUGGUCCAUAUGGAUGUCAGAGGCAACACUGUGAAACUUGACAACGACCUGCAGAUCGCCUAUGACAAAUGCUUAAUUGCUACAGGUGGUUCUCCAAGGAACCUUCCUGUGCUUGAGAGGGGAGGUCAGGAGGUGGAAAAGAGGCUCACGCUCUUCAGGAAGAUUGAGGAUUUCCGUUCACUAGAGAAAAUUUCCAGAGAAGUCAAAUCAAUCACUAUUAUUGGCGGUGGUUUCCUAGGGAGUGAGUUGGCCUGUGCUUUGGGGCGAAAAGCGCAGUCGAAGGGCCUUGAGGUCAUCCAGAUGUUCCCAGAGAAUGGCAAUAUGGGCAGAGUCCUUCCUGAAUACCUGAGCGACUGGACCACUAACAAAGUCAAGCAAGAGGGGGUCGACGUCAUGCCCAACGCUGUUGUGAAGUCAGUAUCUUUAGCCGGGGAUCGGCUGCUCAUACAGUUGAAGGACGGAAGGAAAGUGGAGACGGAUCAUAUUGUGGCAGCUGUGGGCUUGGAGCCCAACGUGGAGCUGGCGAAGUCGUCUGGCUUGGAGGUGGAUUCUGAUUUUGGGGGCUUUAGAGUUAACGCUGAGCUGCAGGCCCGCUCCAAUAUCUGGGUGGCAGGAGAUGCAGCGUGUUUUUAUGACAUUAAAUUAGGCAGGAGACGAGUGGAGCAUCACGAUCACGCGGUGGUGAGCGGAAGGCUGGCGGGAGAAAACAUGACCGGAGCCUCGAAGCCAUAUUGGCACCAGUCCAUGUUUUGGAGCGACCUCGGCCCAGACGUUGGAUACGAAGCUAUUGGCCUUGUGGACAGCAGUUUGCCCACCGUGGGAGUAUUUGCUAAAGGGACAGCAAAGGACACCCCAAAAUCUGCCACAGAGGAAUCAGGAACUGGAAUCCGUUCAGAGAGCGAAACCGAACUGGAAGCCUCCGAACUGAAGGUCUCAGCAGCCUCCCUUUCCACUCCGCAAGCACCACAGCAGGGAGAGGAUUAUGGGAAAGGAGUCAUUUUCUACCUUCGGGAUAAAGUGGUGGUAGGAAUUGUUCUGUGGAACAUCUUCAACCGGAUGCCAAUUGCUCGGAAGAUCAUCAAGGACGGGGAAGAACACGCUGACCUGAACGAAGUUGCCAAACUUUUUAACAUCCAUGAAGAAUGAGACAUGGUGGAGCAAUCCGGAUUGCAUUUUGCAAGUGGAGUGACAAGCGAGGGGCGCAGCCUUGUACGAUCUUCUCAGUUUGUGGGUCUUCCUGCCACUCUGGGGCAAAUGUGAAUAUGGGGUUCCCGGCCCUUUUUUUUUUGCACCGUGAAUUAAAUGAGAUUAACUUUGCUAUGA
Ahaetulla prasina is the source of this 2083-nucleotide messenger RNA. It is a transcript of the gene AIFM1, whose product is annotated as apoptosis inducing factor mitochondria associated 1. The record is from RefSeq and is a predicted model, not a curated record. Gene Ontology annotation, cellular component: cytoplasm; mitochondrion. The transcript has 17 exons. Gene Ontology annotation, biological process: mitochondrial respiratory chain complex assembly; apoptotic process. NCBI's taxonomy places the organism in Eukaryota, Metazoa, Chordata, Lepidosauria, Squamata, Colubridae. The coding region runs from base 86 to 1906 and encodes 606 amino acids. Gene Ontology annotation, molecular function: protein dimerization activity; FAD binding; NAD(P)H oxidase H2O2-forming activity.